Molecule: messenger RNA, 423 nt
Organism: Ectocarpus sp. CCAP 1310/34
Lineage: Eukaryota; Phaeophyceae; Ectocarpales; Ectocarpaceae
Source: the annotation of a GenBank genome assembly
AUGGAUCUGAAAGGAGUCUUCAAGGAACGACUUCUUCAGAUCGUUUCGGUGGCUACACAGGUGGCCAUAUCUCGGCGAGUGCAGAGGUACAAGCUCGCAUUGCGCGGGCGUCAAGACGCCUUAAACAACAGGCGAACGAACAAGAUCGACCUCGAACCAGUCAACGCCAAUGAUAUGGGGAUGGAGUGUAGACGCAUCGUAGAACGCGUUUUCGUUUGAAGUUGGCGUCUUUUUUGAGAGUAGAUGUGACAGAUUUGCGUAGAAUAGGGUAAGAUGUUAUCAUGAACGGAGAAGAAAGGGCUUUUCCAACACGGAGAUGUAGCAUGGAUCAAAGCAGUUGUUGGAUUUCAGCUUUUACAAGAGGACAUUAACGCAGUAGUAGUUUAGCAAGCUUACGAACGCAUGUAGGAUACCAUGAGGAUU